Messenger RNA from Cynocephalus volans (Philippine flying lemur), 903 nucleotides. Its product is annotated as taste receptor type 2 member 62-like. Gene Ontology annotation, molecular function: bitter taste receptor activity; G protein-coupled receptor activity. Gene Ontology annotation, cellular component: membrane. The coding region runs from base 1 to 903 and encodes 300 amino acids. Gene Ontology annotation, biological process: G protein-coupled receptor signaling pathway; detection of chemical stimulus involved in sensory perception of bitter taste; sensory perception of taste. The transcript has a single exon. NCBI's taxonomy places the organism in Eukaryota, Metazoa, Chordata, Mammalia, Dermoptera, Cynocephalidae. The record is from RefSeq and is a predicted model, not a curated record.
AUGCCUUCCUCACCCACAGUGAUCUUCAUGGUCAUCUUUCUCCUGGAGUCAUUGGCUGCAAUGCUGCAGAAUGGCUUCGUGGUCACCAUACUGGGCAGGGAGUGGAUGCGGUGCCGGGCACUGCCCGCAGCUGACAUGAUUGUUUCCUGCCUCGCCGCCUCCCGGUUCUGCCUGCAUGGGAUAACUGUCCUGAACAGCUUUCUGGUCUCCUUUUAUGUGGGUUGCAUGAUUUACUAUUUCAGCAUCCUCUGGACAUUUAUCAACACUAUGACUUGCUGGCUUACUGCCUGGCUUGCUGUCUUCUACUGUGUGAAGAUCUCAUCCUUUUCCCAUCCUAUCUUCGUCUGGCUGAAGUGGAGGAUUUCUCGGUUGGUGCCCAGGCUGCUGCUGGGCUCUCUGGUGAUCUGUGGCCUGUCAACCAUCUCAUCAGCCAUUGGGAAUACAAGUUAUGUUCGGACAACUUCCUGCCAGAGUUCCCUCAGAAACAGCACCCUGGUUUCUAGGUUACAGGCCUUCCAUGUGCAUCAUUUCUUCCCUCAGCUGGUGCUUAUAUUUUCAUUUCCGUUCCUCCUGUUUGUGGUGUCCACUGUCUUGCUCAUGUUCUCACUGUGCCGGUACCUGAGGCAGAUGACCAACUGCAGGGCCGGCCCUUGGGAUCCCAGCACCCAGGCUCACACCAAGGCUCUAAAAUCACUUACUUUCUUACUCAUCUUCCAUACCUGGCAUUUCCUGUCCACGGUGAUUUCUAUUAGGAAAUUCGUAGUCUCCCAGGAUCACUGGCACUUGGCCCAGGAAGUGAUGAUCUAUGCGGGCAUCUCUCUGCACUCCACGAUCCUGGUGCUCAGCAGCCCCAAGCUGAGAAAGGCCCUGAAGAUGAAGCCUGAGGAUGCUGCUAGCCCCUGA